AUGCGACUCUCAAACUUUGCGCGCCUAGAGCGCCGGAAACGUCAAUGUCGCCUGCCGUUCAGGCCUCUGGAAACUAGUUCGCAUCCUAUGGGACAAACAACUGAAGAUUACCAAGCGAAAAAUUCCGCAUUUGAAAAUCAGAUUGAAACCCAACCCGAGGUUAUCGACGAGAAGCCUAAGUCGCCAAAGAUAAGACCACCCUCCACUGAUACGCCAAAUAAACCACAAAUUGAGGCUUCCCGUUUAGGAGGCAGGCAAGAGAAUCCAAACAAGGAAUCUGAUCCUUUUCACAUCAGAAGCAGAGAAAAAUCAAUUCUACAUCCUCGUUUCCGUUGUGCAGUCAAGGAUUUAAGAUGGAAGAGCUCAUGUACGGAGCCCGACUCAUCGGGGGGUUCAGAGGCCGAGAGUGAUGGUGCUGGAUAUUUGCAUAAGCGAAAACCAAAAGCUCAAAUAACAUCAGUAAUAGACAUCAGCGAAAAAAUUGAGCCAGACAUCGACCAUCGUCUCUCUGCGAAUCAGAAAUUACAUGCCCACUACUCUCCAGAAGCCAGAAACUCGACGUCUCUCGUGAGUACAAACAAUGCACCACUCAUUCAGCCCUUUAUCAACGAAAACAAGAUCAAAAAGUUCAGUCCCAACAUCAUGAAAAACUCAUCUUCUACUCGAAGUAUGAACAUGAAAAAAGACCAAUCUGAUGAUAAUGAUUUCCAUCACGACAAUAUUGUGCCAACGAGAAAAAUACCCGCGCAAUACUCCCAAGAUAAAUCUCUUUCAGAAGAGUCCGAGGAAGAUGUUCAAUCGUCACCGCUCAAACGUCGGCGACUACCUGUUACUGACAAAACAAACAAAAAUCUCUACUUAAAUUCAAAAACUCAACAAAAUUUGCCGGAAAAGACAAGAUGUUCAGAUGACUCGGACAGUCUUAUUUCGCCUACAAAAAGGCUCCGCUCAGGUGAGAAGGAAUUUAAUAAAAAUUUACAUGGCUAUAAUUCGCCCUCGGAAUCAGCCAGGACUUCAUCGUCAAAGCGCUACACUCGGCAGAUGAAAACCAGGAGCCACCGAACCGAAAAGGAGAAAGCAUUGGAACUAAUGAGACGUAAACGUGCUGGUGAGCGUCUCGAAAAGCUAUCCAGCUCAGAAUCAAGCGACGAGCUUGAGUAUGAAUUCCAGACCUUAUCAGAUUUUGAGGAUGAUGAGAUAACUAAGCAUGAACGACUAAACUAUCAAGACAAUGAAGAUUCAGAAGAUACUGCUGACUCGUUCGAAUUCAUACUUGAAGAUGAUGAAGGCUUAUUAGGUGUUCCAGACUAUUCAGCUUUGAUCCCGAUUCAAUUCACCCAUGCAGCCCAUAAGCCGCUCAAAGAACAUUUUCGCGAUGUCAUAGAAUGGAUGGUGAAAAACAAAAUAUUCCCCGAUUUCGCCCGCGAAGAUGAAAUAUAUCUACAGGCAUUCAGAAGACUGGACGAUAUCUGUCAGGGACUCGCGAAAAGCAAGUUUAUAUCUACGCAAUGGACUCAAGAAUUUUUAGCAGCAAUUUGGAGCCGUCCAUACUUUACUUCAGGGCCCCUCACUAGGAGAAAGGUUAAAACUAGAGAGAAAAUUCUGACAAAAUGUGACGCGUGUAAUCAUCGAAAACAUGCCCCCUCAUCAUUUAUUCGGCUUCAUGGAAUGUUAUAUGACAAAAAAACUUUGAAUAAACCGAACUGUAACCGCGCUGCCUUGUCCUUUGGGCCAGGUGUUGAAAACCUUGACUCAAGUGGCGAAGGAUCUCCGAUUCAUUCAAAUUCAAUAGAAUCAAAGAGGUGGCUUGUAGGAAAUAUUUGCAAAAAAAAUGCAGAAUACUCCCAUCGGCUCAUACAUUGGAAAUUUGCACUAAACGAGUGGGUAAAUCAUGCUCUUAAUCAAGAAGAACUUCUCACCAGCCAAAAGGUUGGGAACUGGGAACGAAUGGAAACUCGACAGAUAGAUCAACUCGCUAAUGAAAUAGUCGAUACCUGGGAAAAAAGAGGGAUUAUUAAGUCUCUAUAUCAGGACUGGAAAAAUCAGCGCACUGCAGCCACAGAGAUAAUGUUGACACAGGAUAGAUGGAAGUAA
This is a messenger RNA of Blumeria graminis f. sp. triticale, 2094 nucleotides long. The record is from the annotation of a GenBank genome assembly. NCBI's taxonomy places the organism in Eukaryota, Fungi, Ascomycota, Leotiomycetes, Helotiales, Erysiphaceae.